CGCAAAGCAGCAUCAGUUCCCACUUUCAAGCAACAUUCCGACUCAAAAUUCCAAGCUCCACAACCAAUCUGGUACCAAAUUUAACCACCUUUCUUCUUAAAAAUUCGAAAAUUUUCUUCAAUUUCAAUUCCUCUCCCGCCUCACAAUCUCAAAUAAAUUCAUCAAACUAACCUAUCGCUGAGCUUUCGAUUUGAUUUCUUCCAAGUCAUCAAUGGCGACGAGAAACCGAACGUCGCUAUUCAAGAAACACAGGGACGCAGUCAAAAGCGUGCGUGCUCCUUUAUCAUCGUCAGCUUCCGUUGCUUUAAACGGAGCGGUUAUCGAAAUGUCCAGCACUUCAUUUCUCCGUUCCAAACACUCCUCCUAUGCUCCACUCAGUACCCAAGAAGACGAUCCCGGUCCUUCUAGUAGUUCUGCCGAUGCAUUUACUAUUGGUCUGCCACCGGCAUGGGUGGACGAUACCGAAGAAAUGAAUGUGAAUAUCCAACGAAUUAGAGCUAAAAUGGCGGAAUUAGUUAAAGCUCACUCCAAGGCGCUAAUGCCUUCGUUCGGAGACGGUAAAGAUGAUCAGAGAUUGAUUGAGUCUCUUACGCGAGAGAUUACUGAUUUGUUGAGGAAAUCUGAGAAGAGGUUAAAGAAACUUUCUGUUACUGAGUCUACUGAGGAUUCUAAUGUUAGGAAAAAUGUGCAGCGUUCUCUUGCGGUACAACUUCAGAAUCUUUCAAUGGAUCUUCGGAGAAGACAGUCAAUGUAUCUUAGGCGUCUCCAGCAGCAAAAGGAGGGAAAUGAUGGGGUUGACUUGGAGUUAAACUUAAACGAGAACAAAUUUACAUAUGAAGAUGGUGAAUUCAGUGAUGUGGGUUUUAACGAUCACCAAAUGAGUAAGCUAAAGAAGAGUGAGCAAUUUACUAAGGAAAGGGAGAGAGAGAUCAAUCAGGUCGUGGCAUCAGUACAUGAGCUCGCACAAAUUAUGAAGGACCUAUCUGUCCUUGUGAUAGACCAGGGUACAAUUGUUGAUAGAAUAGACCAUAACAUUCAGAGUGUUGCUACAUCCGUAGAGGAGGGCUUUAAACAGCUACAGAAGGCGGAAAGGUCGCAGCAGAAAGGAGGAAUGGUGAAGUGUGCGACAGUGCUCGUUAUUAUGUGUUUCGUCAUGCUUGUUCUCUUGAUCCUCAAAGAGUUGUUUCUCUAAAGUUACCUGUAACCUCUGUUAUGUACAUCCAUAGGAAUCUAAUUCUGACUGCUAAUAUUUUAAAGAUAGCCCGGUUCAUGUUUCUGACCCAUUUUACAUUAGUUAGAUUUUUGUUAUAGUUCUGAUAUAACAUUCUAAAUUGAAUACAAAUUUGUUGUAACAGUUCUUUAUCGCAAUUUUUGCAAAUAUCCAAUAAAGUAUAUAGUUGGGUCUUGAAA
Messenger RNA from Mercurialis annua (annual mercury), 1410 nucleotides. Its product is annotated as syntaxin-42-like. Gene Ontology annotation, molecular function: SNARE binding; SNAP receptor activity. Bases 212 to 1192 code for a protein of 326 amino acids. NCBI's taxonomy places the organism in Eukaryota, Viridiplantae, Streptophyta, Magnoliopsida, Malpighiales, Euphorbiaceae. The transcript is spliced from 8 exons. The record is from RefSeq and is a predicted model, not a curated record. Gene Ontology annotation, biological process: vesicle fusion; intracellular protein transport; vesicle-mediated transport. Gene Ontology annotation, cellular component: SNARE complex; membrane; endomembrane system.